Messenger RNA from Gordionus sp. m RMFG-2023, 469 nucleotides. RefSeq lists its product as uncharacterized. The record is from RefSeq and is a predicted model, not a curated record. The transcript has 13 exons. The coding region runs from base 53 to 469 and encodes 138 amino acids. Lineage: Eukaryota; Metazoa; Nematomorpha; Gordioida; Chordodea; Parachordodidae.
CUUUAAAGAAAAAUUUUUUUGAUGAUUUUAUUUAAAAAAAAUUUCUAAAAAUAUGAAUAAUAUAUUUUCAUUUCUAAUAGCUCUUGUGUUAACUUUAGAGUGUAUAAAAAUUGUGGAAUCUCAUACAAUGCAUACAGUCCUCUGUCGGCCCUAUGCCACAUUAAAUGUCUUAUGUGAAAAAAAAAAUGACUUUGUCUUAACUACGAUAGAAAAUGUUAAAAGUGUUAUAAAUGAAAACUUAAUAUAUGAUAUGGAUUAUUACAUCGAAAAUCAAAAUUUGUGGUUUGGAAUAAUGUCGGGAGAUAAUAAUCUUACUUUAAACAUAGAACAAGAAGGGACACCCAAUGCUACUAUAAGACGCAUAACUAGGAAUAGAAACCCCUUUGUUACGAGAAAGAUAACUAUAGAUGGUGUAAAUGGAACUCUAAUAAUAUCCAUAGGUAAUCAUCAAUCAUCACAUGUUUUAUGA